AUGCGUCUAGUCUACGUAAAGCGGAUGGGCUGCAAAGGAGCCAGCCCGGCCUUGAGGGCAGCUUCACGAUGGAAUACAGCCGCCUGCAGACCGCGCCUGACGCCCAAUGCAUACCCGGCGUCGCAAAGAUCGUACGCCGUCAAUCUCAAGUCAUUGGACAGCAAAUGGCGGCAAAUAUGGCAAGAAAACGAUUCGAACGACCUUAAAUCUCAAAAGCGCAGCGACCGCAAGACAAAUUAUGUCCUACCGAUGUUUCCAUACCCUUCAGGCAGCUUGCAUCUGGGCCAUCUGCGAGUUUACAGCAUCGCCGACACGGUUGCGCGGUAUCACAAGCUUCAAGGCGAUGACGUUCUUCUGCCAAUGGGCUGGGAUGCCUUUGGAUUGCCUGCUGAGAAUGCGGCGCUCGAACGAGGCAUUGACCCUGGGGUAUGGACAAGGAGCAAUAUUGCCAAAAUGAAAGAGCAGCUCGGCGCCAUGAAUGGAAGCUGGGACUGGGGUCGCGAAUUGACGGCCUGUGAACCCGAAUUUUACAAACAUACGCAAAAACUCUUUCUAAUGCUGCAUGAACGAGGGCUUGCGUACCAAGCCGAAGCCGAAGUCAACUACGACCCCGUGGAUAAAACUGUCCUCGCAAACGAGCAGGUCGACGCGAAUGGGUUCUCUUGGAGAUCAGGAGCUAAAGUCGAAAAGCGCAACUUGAAGCAAUGGUUCUUUCGGACUACCGAAUACCGUGAGGCCUUAUUACGAGAUCUUGACGAGCUCGCCAAAGACAACGCCUGGCCUGAGCGUGUCAUUUCACAGCAAAAGAAUUGGCUCGGAAAGUCGACUGGCGCCAUGAUCAAAUUUCCCAUCAUGGCCAUGGGGGGGACGAGUGUUGGCAGCGCUGUAGAGGUCUUCACAACUCGGCCAGACACACUAUUUGGUGUCCAGUAUGUAGCUCUCGCCGCUUCUCAUCCCGUCGUCGCCAAAUUGGCCGAAAGUGACCCUGAGCUGCAAGCGUUCUUGGAUACUCUCCCAGGACUGCCCCCGGACUCCAAAGUUGGCUACCUUCUACCGCAUCUGAGAGCAAUCAACCCUCUUGCCUAUCACGACGAGACGCCUGAUGCCACCAAGGCAUCACUGCCCAUUUAUGUUGCGCCUUAUGUCCUCGGUGACUAUGGUGAGGGUGCGGUCAUGGGUGUGCCUGGGCAUGAUGUGAGGGACCAUUCAUUCUGGAAAACUCAUCAGGAAGAUCAACCUGUGCGAAUCGUUCUUGCUGCAUCAGAGGAUGAAAGCACAACGGCUCUUUCGCUGGAAGAACCAUACACCGAGCACGGCAUUAUGACUCAACACAGCGGUGCUUUCGAGGGAAAGCAUUCUAAAAAGGCCGGCCAAAUCAUGGUUCGCAUGCUCGAAGCUGCUAAUCUCGCAAAACCGGUUGAGAAGUGGCGCUUGCGUGACUGGCUCAUUAGCCGCCAGAGAUAUUGGGGGGCUCCUAUUCCCAUAAUCCACUGCGAUUCUUGCGGCGCGGUUCCUGUUCCCGAUGAAGAUUUGCCAGUCAAGCUACCCAACGUGGAGAAACACUGGGCAGCGGGCAAGACUGGAAACGCUCUGGAAUCGUCGCCCGAUUUUGUAAACACGUCUUGUCCCAAAUGCAAAGGUCCCGCUCGUCGAGAUACUGACACAAUGGAUACUUUUGUGGACUCGAGCUGGUACUUUGCUCGGUUCACCGACCCUCACAAUAGCAAGCAACUUUUUUCUCCGGAAGCCAGCAGUAUGCUACCCGUUGAUACAUAUAUUGGAGGAAUUGAGCAUGCAAUUCUUCAUUUACUGUACGCUCGAUUCAUCUACAAGUUCCUGGCUUCAACUUCAUUGAUGCCAGAAUUUACCGAAGAGACGGCGACCUCGGCAGAGCCAUUCAAGCGGCUGAUCACGCAGGGUAUGGUCCAUGGAAGGACAUAUAUUAACCCUGACAAUGGCGUCUUCCUCAAGCCUACAGAGGUGGACUUGUCAGAUCCAUCAUCACCUAAAGUCGCUGCAACAGAUGCUCCUGCUACAGUAGCGUUUGAGAAAAUGUCCAAGUCUAAGCACAAUGGCGUGGACCCAACUGAGUGCAUUGCCAAGUACGGCGCGGAUGCGACGAGAGCCCAUAUGAUAUUUCAAGCACCUGUGGGAGACGUGUUGAACUGGGACGAGGCCAAGAUCUCUGGGGUCACUCGCUGGUUGCAUCGGUUGCAUGACCAAGUGGAGGCUGUCGCGACGGUUGACGAUUCAAAACCUGCCAAAGACUUGCUAGAAGCAAAUUUCAAAAGGGCUGACUCCAUGAGCCCAAAGGAGCUGGCACAGUGGGACGCAGACACAUCAUUAUGGAGGGAGGUACAACGGACUAUUGCCUCGGUCACUCAGUCAUACAACGAUAUUUACUCACUAAAUACGAUUGUGUCGGAUUUGAUGAGCCUCACUAAUGCGCUGGCAAGCUCGCAAGCUGAUAUAGUCAUCAAAAAGCAUGCAUCUAGCGUGCUGACGCGACUCGUUGCCCCUAUCACGCCGGCGUUUGCGGAUGAAUGCUGGAGCGUGUUAUACCCGUCCAGGGGCUUAAUCUUCCAGACAUCGACCUUUCCCUCCCAGGAUGGCACCUUGGAGUCUCCCAUGCUCCAGCCUCGACAGCAAUCAUGUGCUGUGCAGAUUAAUGGAAAGAUGCGGGGGGUGGUUGAGAUACUAACGCCUCCAGCUGAUUUGCAGGGGGAUAAGUUGAAGGAUUGGGUAGUGGCGGAAAUUCUCAAGAUUGAGGAGGGCAGAGAACGAUUUGGGGAAGGGAAAUAUGACUUGAAAAAGGCCAAGAGGGCCAUUGCUGUACGAGGCGGCAAGGUAGUGAACUUUGUCAUGUAA
Pochonia chlamydosporia 170 is the source of this 2868-nucleotide messenger RNA. RefSeq names its product leucyl-tRNA synthetase, mitochondrial precursor. The record is from RefSeq and is a predicted model, not a curated record. Gene Ontology annotation, molecular function: ATP binding; leucine-tRNA ligase activity; aminoacyl-tRNA deacylase activity. Gene Ontology annotation, cellular component: mitochondrion. Gene Ontology annotation, biological process: leucyl-tRNA aminoacylation; mitochondrial translation. The coding region runs from base 1 to 2868 and encodes 955 amino acids. Lineage: Eukaryota; Fungi; Ascomycota; Sordariomycetes; Hypocreales; Clavicipitaceae. The transcript has 2 exons.